UCCGGGGAAAAGGAGACUGGCGGCGUCUCGAUCACUCCAGGGAAGACCAUGGUUCUGUCCAGGACUCCUCAGCGUUUUUUGCUGCUACUCUCACUGCUGGUGACUUGCUGGGCUCAGAGGGGCCCGGUCGGUCCCAGAGGCCCCCCGGGACCACCUGGAAUCGCUGGCGUGCCUGGAGUGGACGGCAUUGACGGCGACAGAGGAGACGACUCCAAAGUGAACGGCCAACCGGGUCCUGAUGGACAAAACGGCAAAAACGGCGCUCCUGGGGCUUCAGGACUUCCAGGAGCAGAUGGACUUGUGGGACCCUCAGGAGAUCCAGGUCCACCAGGCCUGAAAGGACAAAAAGGGGAUUCUGGACCGCGAGGGCCAGCCGGAGAACCGGGUGUCGGACCGGGCGGCCUGGAUGGCAUCCCAGGGACGGACGGACUCCCAGGAGAAAUGGGAAAAGCUGGUCCUCCAGGCGUCAGAGGCAAGAGGGGACAAGUGGGGGCUCUUGGUGCUGUUGGACCUCGGGGUCCUCCUGGCAUCUAUCAAGGGGAAGAACUGUGUCCUAGUGCCUGUACUGCUGGACUGUCAGGACACGCUGGCCUACCGGGCAUGAAAGGUCACAAAGGGGUGAAGGGAGAGUCUGGUGAGCCCGGAAGACAGGGGCACAAGGGCGAGGAGGGCGAGCAGGGACUGCAGGGGAACAUUGGAUCUCAAGGACUUCCAGGCCCAGGUGGAUCUAAAGGCCUCCCCGGAAUAACAGGCUCCAAAGGUGAAAGGGGGCCGCGAGGAAAAUCUGGCGAUGCGGGCCCUCAGGGCGCACUGGGAUCUCCAGGGGACGUUGGCCAGAGAGGAGCCCUAGGAGAGAGCGGCCCCAGGGGUACACAGGGUGAACGGGGUCCUGCUGGGAUCAGAGGAGUACCAGGACCAAAGGGAGAAGCUGGCCUUGCUGGGCCGGAUGGUCGGGAAGGAAUACCUGGACUUCCAGCAUCAAAGGGUCUUCCUGGGAAGAACGGCGCUCCAGGUGAUGGUGGACUUCAAGGUCUUCCCGGCGUUCCGGGCGCUUACGGACAGAAAGGAGUUAGCGGUCCAAUGGGGGUCUCAGGUGACCCAGGAGUCGCAGGACUGAUGGGCUCGUCUGGAAAGCAAGGCGAGCGUGGAGACCAGGGCGAGGUCGGCUCUGUUGGACCAAGAGGAGGACCAGGUGAACGAGGAGAACGAGGCCAUGACGGACCAUCGGGAUCCUCAGGAGGAAGGGGAGGCAAAGGCGACAUGGGCCUUCCAGGACUUCCUGGACCAGCUGGAUAUGGAGGACAGAAGGGCGACAGGGGCGCUGUGGGUCUGGAUGGUCCAAACGGAGACCAGGGAGGUUCAGGUGCUGAGGGAACACCAGGAGGGCCAGGAGAACUGGGUGAACAAGGGGAACCAGGAGAGAAGGGAUCGACGGGACCGCCAGGAGAGACCGGCAACAAAGGACCAGAGGGGGGUCGAGGGCAGCAGGGCAAGGAGGGCAAGUCGGGCCAGCCCGGACCACGGGGCAUGCAGGGUGACAUGGGAAUACCUGGCCUACCUGGAAGUCAGGGACCUUCGGGAAAAGCACCGAGUGACUCGCACAUCAAACAAGUCUGCAUGAGAGUCAUGCAAGAGCAGCUGGCCCAGCUGGCAGCCAGUCUGAGCAGACCUGAGUCUGGCGUCUCGGGGCUCCCAGGGCCGCCUGGCCCGCCCGGACCUCCCGGGUCUACCGGUGAGAACGGUUUCCCCGGACACAGCGGAUCUCGAGGACUACCCGGUCUGAAGGGACCGCCUGGAUUGCUGGGCCGUAAAGGACCUAAAGGUGAUCAGGGGGACAGAGGGGACAGAGGACCCACCUCCAGGGGGCUCAAGGGAUCUCCAGGUGCUCCAGGUCUGCCAGGCCAGUCAGGCAGGGCGGCUUACGGCUCAGACGGCCGCGAUGGCGAGCGAGGGCCUCGCGGCGCUCCCGGGACUACCGGCGUCCCCGGACCUCCGGGUCCGGCAGGGCUGAACAGCUACUGCGAGCCGUCGCAGUGCAUCCUCCCCAUGGUGGCCUCGCCCGUCUCAGCCAAGGACUCCAGCAUGAAGGGUCCCAGUGAGAUGUGAGGGUCCAGCAUGGAAGUGGACUCGUACUGAGAGACGAGUCAGAGAAGAUCCCAGAGUCGUAUUCCGUGCUCACCUGGCAGGGACGCCAUGUUACUCUUGAACCUUCAUAAGGUCAAGUCCAUCAGAACCAGAAAGGUCCUUCAGUAGGUCCAUGGAAACGCAUCAAUACACUACAUUUACUGCUGGAAGAACUCUUUCUCCAAAUGUUUUCAGAUUGGAAGUUUUUGGGCCGGGAAGGCGGAUUCUUUUGGAACCUCGCCGGCGCUUUUCUGUGAACUAUUUAUUCUAGCAAGGUUCCACACGUGUACAGAGAAGAA
Nerophis lumbriciformis (worm pipefish) is the source of this 2423-nucleotide messenger RNA. RefSeq names its product collagen, type IX, alpha 1a (gene col9a1a). Lineage: Eukaryota; Metazoa; Chordata; Actinopteri; Syngnathiformes; Syngnathidae. The record is from RefSeq and is a predicted model, not a curated record.